CUUAGGUUUGCCUUGAAUCGAAAGGUGCCAUGGCCAUGUCCGCUGAGCAAAAGGCGACACAAGCGGAUGCUUUGGCCUUCCGACGAAGUGGUGACCCUGGUGAGCUGUUGCUCUGUCUGCGAAUGGAGCAGAGCGCAGAGCUCGCGCAAAGUGCGCACAAUAUCUUAGAUGACGCGUUAAACCGUUUCUGCCCGGGAGUGUCACGCGCAGACCUUCGCGAGGAAGAGGCGGAUCGCAUGAUCAUGUCGAACAUCAAGGCCCAAUCCACAUGGCCAGAAGGCUUCGCCAAUAAGCUCUACCUUGCUUCUAGGGCUAGCCACAGCGCCGCUUGCGGAAUGGGCAGUAACCAACGCCACAGAAAGCGCGUGACUUCUUUAGCGCUGGCCAUGCUCUUGAUCUGUGAGAAUUCUCAAUCUCCACAGUGCCAGAUUUUCUUCCAGACUCAUCCGCUGUUGCUGAGCCUGGCACGGGUUUGCAUGAACGCGUACACGGCCCCCCAGGAAGCAACAGCAGCACCAGCACCUCUGGUGGUUCCAGUGGCGCCAGCACAGCCAGCACAGCCAGCACCAGUUGUGGCAUGCCCGGAGCCGGGACCACAAACGCCGGCAGAGAGGCUUCAACACCUUGCCAGGAGCCUUGGUGCUGAUGAUGAGGUGCUGAAUGAUCCUUAUCUCUUUGUUCAGCAGGAGACGGGGCACAUACUAUGUGCUGCGUGCAACAAGCACCUGACAGCGGCACAUACCCAAAGUAAGAAGCACACAGGCUAUUUGAGCAACAUUGAUGCAACGCUCCAAUGGAUUCGCAUUGAACGACCCGACUGGUUGUGUUUGCAGAUCUUGGAGAUGAACGGUCCCUUCACCCGAGUUCCAACACGAACUGCCCGUGAAGCUCCGAAGUCGGGCCCGCCGGGACCGAGCAGAGAAUUUAGGCCAUCUCCCAGGAAUCCCGGCGAUGCAGUGGACCUCCCCAUGCCCACGGACGAAGAGAUUUUCGAUUUUCUAAUGGCCUUGUCGGGAAGGAAGUGGUGCUGUUGGGACGCACGGUGGUUCUCCACUGAGGAUCCACAGCCGACUCGAUUCCCGGGGCGCCCAGAGAUCAAUCAGCCCGACCCGUCCGGUGGCCAGCGAACUGGACGCUUUGUGAAGUUCAGGGCGGCUCCGCAACCUGCAGAAGAAGAACAGGAGCGCCAGGGCAAGCAUAGCAGCAGUAUAUCACAUCCGCCAAUUUCCUUUUGUUGGGGUAAUGCGAACAGAGGAUAG
Cladocopium goreaui is the source of this 1259-nucleotide messenger RNA. Lineage: Eukaryota; Dinophyceae; Suessiales; Symbiodiniaceae. The record is from the annotation of a GenBank genome assembly.